AUGGCAGCUAAUCAAUCGGUCGUUUUCAAGCACUGGGCGCGCAUCAUCAAGCAAUGGCCGCUCGACCGCGUCCGCCCAGCUCAUGUCCAUUUCCAGAAGGUCAUGCAGUCCCGUCUGCAAAAGCUCCAGUCACCUGCUCCUGCUGUCUCACCCAAGUCCAACGAUGCCCUCGUGACGCCUGUCGAGCCCUUUAAUGAGCAAAAAGAAAUGCGACAGGUCAAUGCUCUGUAUUCGUUGCUCGAAGAUCGAUAUGCGAAGGAAUACCCUAUCCCGCAAUCAGUACGCCAGCCCAAGAGCAAUGUUUCCCACUAUGAUGAUUUGGUCAAAGAGCUGGACGAAGCGCCGGGAAGAUCAUGGUUCACAUCCUUCUGGAACCGCCUCAAGGGCUCUGUGCGGUUAAGAUGA
Molecule: messenger RNA, 405 nt
Organism: Fonsecaea multimorphosa CBS 102226
Lineage: Eukaryota; Fungi; Ascomycota; Eurotiomycetes; Chaetothyriales; Herpotrichiellaceae
Exons: 2
Coding region: 1-405 (134 amino acids)
Biological process (GO): mitochondrial respiratory chain complex III assembly
Cellular component (GO): mitochondrion; Cbp3p-Cbp6 complex
Molecular function (GO): ribosome binding
Source: RefSeq, a predicted model, not a curated record